CGGACCCUCAGUCGCUUUUCUUGCUCUUGGUGCUCUCGCUCGGGCUCUGCGCUCAUGGAGCUGCGAGCGAUCCUGAGCCUGCGCGCCGCCCUGGCACUGGCCGCCCUAGCGAUGGGCGCCUCUGCGGGCAGCGAAGGCAAGCGGGAAAGCGUGGAUCCCGGGAAGCUCCUGGUUCUGACUGCUGCCACAGAGAAAACAGAGGGCUACCGGCGCUUUCUACGUACCACAAAAUAUUUCAACUACACUGUCAAGACUUUAGGGCUCGGUGAAGAUUGGAAAGGAGGUGAUGUUGCUCGGACAGUCGGCGGAGGUCAGAAGGUCCGAUGGCUGAAGGCUGAAAUGAAGAAAUACGCAAAUGAAGAGGAUCUUAUUGUCAUGUUUGUGGACAGCUAUGAUGUGAUCCUGGCUGGAAGUCCAAUUGAACUUCUUUGGAAAUUCCUGCAGUUUAAGAGCAACCUGGUCUUUUCAGCAGAAAUUUUCUGCUGGCCGGAAUGGUCCCUGGCUGAAAAGUACCCACCGGUCACCUUUGGGAAGCGCUUCUUAAACUCUGGAGGAUUCAUUGGCUAUGCCCCUGUGAUCAACCGCAUUGUCCAGUUGUGGAAGUACAAGGAUGAUGAUGAUGACCAGUUGUUUUACACACGCAUUUACUUGGAUCCUGCCUUGCGUGAAAAAUACGGGAUCACCUUGGAUCACACAUCCAAAAUUUUCCAGAACCUGAAUGGGGCCAUUGAAGAGGUUGUGCUGAAAUUUGAGCAGACCCGUGUGCGAGCCCGAAAUGUUGCAUACGAUACCCUUCCUGUGGUUGUCCAUGGCAAUGGACCCACCAAGUUACAGCUGAAUUAUUUGGGGAAUUACAUCCCCAAUGCCUGGACAUAUGAGGGGGGCUGUGAAGUGUGCGAUGAUGACCUCCUGGAUAUGUCGGACUUACCAAAAGAGUCAUAUCCACGUGUUCUGCUGGGUGUCUUUAUUGAAAAGCCUAUACCGUUCCUGCCUCAGUUUCUUCAGCGUCUUCUGACUUUGGACUACCCUUAUUCUCACCUCAGCCUCUUCAUUCACAACCACGAGGUGUAUCACGAGCCCCACAUCCAAGCUGAAUGGGAUCAACUUCGCAAGGCUUUUGACACCAUCAAACUAAUAGGCCCAGAGGAAGAUCUGAGUGAGGGCGAAGCCAGAGAUAUGGCUAUGGAUCUGUGCCGACAGGAUCCCACCUGCGACUAUUACUUCAGCUUUGAUGCUGACGUGGUGGUGACAAAUCCCGAAAUCCUGCAGAUACUUAUGCAGGAGAACAAGUAUGUGAUUGCUCCCAUGGUGUCUCGGUAUGGCAAGCUUUGGUCCAACUUUUGGGGAGCCCUGAGUCCCGAUGAAUAUUAUGCCCGGUCAGAGGACUACGUGGAAUUGGUGCAAGGCAAGAGAAUUGGGGUGUGGAACGUGCCCUAUAUCUCUCAGGCCUACCUGUUGAAAGGGGAGAUCUUAAGGCAGGAGUUGCCCCAACGCAAUAUUUUCACCUUGGAGGACACGGAUCCGGACAUGGCCUUUUGUAAAAGUGUGCGGGAGAAGGGCAUCUUUCUCCAUAUUAGUAACCGGGAUGAUUUUGGACGCCUUAUUUCCACCACUAGAUACAACAUCUCCCGCCUACAUCCUGAGCUCUGGCAGAUUUCUGAAAAUCCUUUGGACUGGCAGGAGAAAUAUAUCCACGAGAACUACUCGCGCGUUCUUGAGGGAGAAUUUUUUGAACAGCCUUGCCCUGAUGUUUACUGGUUUCCGGUGUUCACCGAUCAGAUGUGCGACGAUCUGGUGGAAGAGGUGGAACACUUCGGCCAGUGGUCUGGAGGAAAACAUGAGGACACUCGGCUGGUUGGCGGCUAUGAGAAUGUCCCCACUGUUGACAUUCACAUGAACCAAAUCGGCUUUGAGAAGGAAUGGCUGCAGUUCUUGCAGGACUACAUUGCACCGGUCACAGAAAAGUUCUAUCCAGGCUACCACACCAAGGCUCGCGCAAUCAUGAACUUCAUGGUCCGAUACCGUCCGGACGAACAGCCUUCUCUUCGCCCCCAUCACGAUUCCUCCACUUUCACCAUCAAUGUUGCUCUUAACCACAAAGGGAUAGAUUAUAAGGGAGGCGGCUGCCGAUUUCUCCGCUACAAUUGCAACGUGGAAUCUCCCCGCAAGGGCUGGAGCCUGAUCCACCCAGGACGUCUCACCCACUACCACGAAGGUUUGCCCACCACUUGGGGCACCCGCUACAUCAUGGUUUCCUUUGUGGACCCCUAAUGCUGGCAUCCCCUGGCUCACCCCCCCCUCCGGCUCAUGGAUCAUUGAGGGCACCGUGGCGGUCAGUGCAUGAGGAGAGGUGCGGAAAAGAGGGGACUCUCUCUCCAGCUUCGUUGCCACUUAGUGCCUUCAAAAGCAGAGAAAGAGACAACUGAUUUCCAAGCACAAAUGGAUUCGGCUACUUCAUCAUCAGUCACCACUAGCAUCAGGAGCCACUGUUGCCUGCCCUCAUCUCCCAUUGUCCCAAGAUUGGAGAAACACAGAGGCCAUUCCACUCUUCGGCCAGUUGUUACUUGAUACGGAUCUGCUCCCUGUGGUUCAGCAUCCAAAAGAAUUCUUACCAUGUUAAGGGGACAAGUAUUGUUGGGCUAAGACUCUCCAUAGGAUGAAUUUGAGGUUGCUGUUCAGUUGCUAUAUCACAUCUGACUCUUUGCGACCUCGUGGAUCAUAGCAUGCCAUGCCCCACCCUCCACUUCCUCUGGUGUCUCCCGGAGUUUGUCCAAAUUCUUGUUCAUUGCAUUGAUGACAUUAUCUAACCAUUUGAUGAGCUGCGGCGGUGCGGUGGUUAGAGUGCAGUACUGCAGGCUAGACUGCUGGCUGACUGCAAUUUGGCAGUUUGAAUCUCACCAGGCUCAAGGUUGACUCAGCCUUCCGUCCUUCUGAGGUUGGUAAAAUGAGGACCCAGAUUACUGGGGGCAAUAUGCUGACUCUGUAAACCGCUUACAGAGGGCUGUAAAGCACUGUUAGCGAUAUAUAGGUCUAAGUGCUAUUGAUAUUGCUAUUUCAUCCUCUGCUGUCACCUUCUACUUUUGCCUUCCAUCUUUUCCAACAUCAGGGUCUUUUCCAGCGAGACCUUCUAUUUUGGUGGCCAAAGCAUUUGAGCAUCAGAGAAACAGAGUUGGAAGGGACUUUGGAGGUCUUCUAGUCCAACCCCCUGCUUAAGCAAAAAACCCUGUGCCAUUUCGGACAAAAGGAAUGUCCAAUCCCUUGUUAAAAAGAGAGAGCUACAGCUUCACUAUCUGUCCUUCCAAAGAACAUUCAGGGUUGAUUUCCUUCAGAAUUUACUGACUGGAUCUCCUUGCAGUCUCGCUAGAAUCUUCUCCAAUACCACAGGAUGGAUAAAAACCUGAAUUCUUCCUUGCCAGAAUUCCAGAAUUUCAUCUCGUCCGCUCCUAAUUUUCUGUCAAGCCCCCUCCUUGGGCUACAAUCUGCCAUGUUCUUUCCGAAUCCGAUUUUGGGAGAGUGGCGGGAGGGCACAAGAUCUGGCUACUGGUGAAACAAUAAGGGUGUUUCAGCCCAGCUCUCAUGCACGAGAAGAUUGGGAUGGGGCUAGAAGUUGUGCCCUGGAAGGCUUCUUUCUUUGUUUACAAAAGCAACUCCAGGAAGUCCAAGGAAGCAAUGAAGAAAGAAGACAAAGGACAAAUUGGUUUUUCUUCACUCCUGAUCCUGGGGAGAGAGAAAGCCUUCUGUAUAGGCAUGCCUCUCGACUCCGUUGGGCUGGAAAGGGAGGGAGGAGGACACAGGAGGCUAACUACAGUUAUAAAUCAGCCCCCACCCAAAAAAAGCUCUUGAUGCAUUUUCAAAUUCCUACGAAUGUUAAGCACUGUAAUGGGAGCAAAGACAUCAGUCACAUCUUAUUUUCCAAUGCUGGGCACAAUCCCAGGGCUAAAAGUCUUUCAGUCAUCAUGCUCCAUAAAGGGUGACCUGUAUCUAUUUGAUAACUAAGAGACCCUUCUUUUCAUUCCUCGAGCCUUGUGGCUCUUGGUGGGAGCUCGCAGCCUUGUGUAGCCUCUCACAAUAUUGUACGCCAUGGGCUAUUGGUCAGUGCGGGCGGAGGGGUGGCAGUGUGCUAGCGGUGUCCCAUAUGAAGCGUGCUUUAAAUUAUUUCCUGUUGGACAGCAUACUAAAUAAAGCUCCGUUUUAAAAGAG
Molecule: messenger RNA, 4200 nt
Organism: Notechis scutatus (mainland tiger snake)
Lineage: Eukaryota; Metazoa; Chordata; Lepidosauria; Squamata; Elapidae
Gene: PLOD3
Product: procollagen-lysine,2-oxoglutarate 5-dioxygenase 3
Biological process (GO): peptidyl-lysine hydroxylation
Cellular component (GO): endoplasmic reticulum
Molecular function (GO): procollagen glucosyltransferase activity; L-ascorbic acid binding; procollagen-lysine 5-dioxygenase activity
Source: RefSeq, a predicted model, not a curated record